Dimorphilus gyrociliatus is the source of this 949-nucleotide messenger RNA. Lineage: Eukaryota; Metazoa; Annelida; Polychaeta; Dinophilidae. The record is from the annotation of a GenBank genome assembly.
AAUGAAUCAAACAACAGAGGAAACUUGUAAAUUCAGCGAGAUCGUAUUCGGUCCAGAUAAAGAAUAUAGUCAUCAAAUAGGCGUUAUAAUUGGUUUUGGUAUAUUAAUAAUUUGUACAGUCUUUGGUAAUUUGGGAAUUAUAAUAGCAUUAGUAUUCGAUUCAAAACUGCAAGACGUUGGUGGUAACAUAUACUACAUCUCUUUAGCCAUAGCUGACUUCUUUGUUGGGAUAUUUGUUAUGCCUCCAAUGUUGGUGUACACUUUAGUAUCCUGUUGGCCCUGGGGUGUUAUAGCAUGUGAUUUAUGGGUUUCCAUUGACUAUUUAUCCUGUACGGCUAGCUUCUUCACACUAGCAGCAAUAGCUGCCGAUCGUCACUCAGCAAUUACACAACCUCUAAUGCAUAUGAAAAUGUGGAGUAAAUCGAGAUUAAGGAAUUUAAUAGUCCUUAUAUGGUUUUGCGCUGCCAUUGCCUGGGUACCAGCUAUUUAUAUUAUUAGACGUCUUAGAGACGGUUCUAUCCACAAUGUUAAAGAAACAGCUUGCGACUAUUCCGUAAAUCAAUGGUACGCCUUAGUUUCAGCAAGCGUCGUUUACUAUAUUCCAAUAAUUCUUAUGUGUACAUUGUAUAUUCUUUUAUAUAAGGCAAUUAAUCAAGAACUAACCAAAAAAGUCUCGGAUGAAAAAGAUCAAGGUCAACGGAUGAUUAAACAAAAACGAGCCGCUAUUAUGCUUGGAAUUAUUAUAUUAGUAUUUUUACUAUGUUGGUUACCUUGGACUAUAGUUUGGCCAAUAAUGACAUUUCACGAAAAUUGGAUCCCAAAUUGGUUGUAUGAAUGGGCAUCGUGGGCAGCUUAUAUUAAUUCCGGUAUCAACCCUUUUGUUUAUGUCUUCAGUAAUAGAGAUUUUCGUAUGGCCUUCAGUCGUAUUGGUCGCAGAAUUUGUGGCUAA